AUCAGCAACCGCAAGUAGCCUUCAAAAAGAUAUCUCGAAGUUUCGCAAUGAGUCUCAAUCACGCAUUUUCAAAGAAAUUCCAGAGAUUCUGCCGACUCCGUGUCUCAUCCCCGAUCCUGUUAAGCCGCCGAACAUCGACGUCUGGGCAAUCCGUUUUUCCACACAUUAAAUGCAACCACACCGGGAAAACGCCCAAGCCCACGAUGCCCCAACCUCAAGAUCCCCAAACAAAGACACAAACCCCUCUUCCCCUUCCCUCUCCAGAGGACGUUCGCUCCUCCAAUUCCACGACGCUAGAUGCCAGCGGCGGCGGAUCAACCGUAAAACUCGACCAUCUGGGACCGCUCGUGGUCAACCAAGAUGGGAGCUUGAAUCGCGUCGCGAAUUGGGAGCAGAUGACAGAAGUGGAACGGCAGAACACGGUGCGGGUGUUGGGAAAGCGGAAUAAGCAGCGGAUGGAGAAGUUGAGGGCGGCGGAGGCGGCGGAGGAGGAGGAGCAGACGAAGGGGGAGGGGAAUUGAGAUGAUGGGUCCUUUAUCGGGGGCGAUGGUGUUGCAGCAUUUUCCAAGCGGAGGAGCGAAAUUGAUUCCAGUGGAUAAACGGGAAUCCGUUAGCUCUGGGGCGUUUGGCGUAUCUCAGCGAUGGUUGAUGAUGGCGAUGUCGAGAAGCAGGAGUUGAGGGUGAGCCUUGAUGAGACGAAUGGGAAUUUGAUAGGGAGCAUUCAAGAUCCAAAUAUCCAC
Eremomyces bilateralis CBS 781.70 is the source of this 740-nucleotide messenger RNA. RefSeq lists its product as uncharacterized. NCBI's taxonomy places the organism in Eukaryota, Fungi, Ascomycota, Dothideomycetes, Eremomycetales, Eremomycetaceae. The transcript has a single exon. The record is from RefSeq and is a predicted model, not a curated record. Bases 204 to 521 code for a protein of 105 amino acids.